AUGAACAACAUCCGUGUGUUUUUGAAUGCUGCUUUAAACAUAUUAAGGGACGAUAUCACAGUAGUCACUGCCAGAGUUCAGGCUACAGAGGACUGCAUCCACUCCAUCACACAACAGCAGACAAGCACCAAAGAGCAGAUGCAACAACUCCAGGCAACAAAUAAAGCCAUGCAGAUCAGAAUUGAUACCAUGGAUGAUGCACAGAGAUGCAAAAACCUCAAAAUAAGAGGUAUAACUGAAACAAUUAGUGACCAAGAAUUGCCAGAUUUAAUUAGGCGACUCCUGUGUACUCUGCUGACCCAACAAUCUGCAAGGGGCAUCCAAAUCGAUGGCUGUUUCCGCCUCGCAAAAUCUAGCAGGACUCCGGCUGGGGCUCCUGCUCCGGGACAAACUUGCAACCCAAGAAGCUGUGAAAAAACAAAACACCACUUCAAUUCGAAACAAUGCAGCUCCAGUUUAUGCAAGACCUAUGCAGCUCCAGUUUAUGCAAGACCUAUGCCGAUCCUUAGACUGGAGACGAGCCUUUCAACCACUCACGAGGAUCCUACGAACGGCGAACAUUAA
Molecule: messenger RNA, 564 nt
Organism: Pelobates cultripes (western spadefoot toad)
Lineage: Eukaryota; Metazoa; Chordata; Amphibia; Anura; Pelobatidae
Source: the annotation of a GenBank genome assembly